Linepithema humile (Argentine ant) is the source of this 2575-nucleotide messenger RNA. It is a transcript of the gene Brf, whose product is annotated as Brf RNA polymerase III subunit. The record is from RefSeq and is a predicted model, not a curated record. Gene Ontology annotation, biological process: transcription by RNA polymerase III; transcription preinitiation complex assembly; DNA-templated transcription initiation. Gene Ontology annotation, cellular component: nucleus; transcription preinitiation complex; transcription factor TFIIIB complex. Gene Ontology annotation, molecular function: TBP-class protein binding; RNA polymerase III general transcription initiation factor activity; RNA polymerase III type 3 promoter sequence-specific DNA binding. NCBI's taxonomy places the organism in Eukaryota, Metazoa, Arthropoda, Insecta, Hymenoptera, Formicidae.
AUAUACACUGUUUCGGAUUAAUUUGUUUAUAUAUUACCAAAGAUGUCUGGAAAUAAGUGUCGCAAUUGUGGAUCUACCAACAUCGAGACUGAUCCAGCACGUGGAGAUGCGAUUUGUAUGGAAUGUGGUUUUGUACUGGAAGAUUCAGUUAUCAUCAAUCAGACAACCUUUGAGGAAUCAUCCUCGGGUAAAGUGAUGGUGCUGGGACACUUUGUUGCCAAUGAUAGCACUGGUGGUGCUACAAGCUUUGGUGCACCAUAUUAUGUCAAUGGAAAGGAAUCUAGAGGAAUCACUCUACAAAAUGCUCGGAAAGGUAUAACAAAUCUUUGCAUACAGUUGGGCUUAAAUCAAAAUUGCAUUGAUACAUCUGUGAAUUUCUAUAAAAUGGCAUUGAGCCGCCAUUUGACACGUGGAAGAAAACAGGCUCACAACCAAGCCGCCUGUGUAUACAUUACUUGCCGUAUCGAAAGAACUGAACAUAUGCUCAUUGACAUCAGUGAUGUUCUUCACAUUUGUGUUCAUGAACUUGGUCGAACGUAUCUGCGGUUUACGCAAGCCCUAUGUAUCAACAUACCGUCAAUAGAUCCUUGUUUAUACAUCAUGAGGUUUGCACAUAAGCUCGAAUUUGGGGAUAAAACUCACUCCGUAUCUAUAACAGCUUUAAGAGUGGUUCAAAGAAUGAAAAGGGAUAGCAUUCAUAGUGGUCGUCGACCGUCAGGUCUAUGUGGUGCAGCUUUACUGAUUGCUGCGCGAUUGCAUGAAUUCAGUAGAUCACCUGCCGAUAUUAUAAAAAUUGUUAAGGUACACGAAUCUACUCUACGUAAAAGAUUGAUGGAAUUUGGCGAUACACCAUCUAGUGCUCUGACUUUGGAUCAAUUUAUGACAGUAGAUUUGGAAGAAGAGCAGGAUCCUCCAGCAUUUAAAGCAGCGCGUAAAAAGGAUAGAGAACGCUUACAAAGGCUAGAAAAUAUAGACAUGGAAAUAAGUGAACUGCAAGCAGAAAUUGAUAGACAGUUGGAAGAUUACAGAGUAGGAAAGGCAAGAAAACGGAAGGAUGUGUCUUUUAUGGAAAGCGAAGAUGCAGAUAGAUUCGUUCGCGAAAGUAAUUUAAGUAUAAUACAACAGUACGUUGAGAACAAUGUUGACGAUCCUGACGAGAGAAUUCGAGAUGCCGCAAUAGAUGAAAAUGACAGUUCUCUUAUUACUGGAUUGGGUCCAGAUAUAGCAUCAAUGAUGUCCACGAACGAUCGUCCAAAUGAAUUUCGAGACAAAGUAGAUAAUUUCGAAAACUCUUCCGAGGAAAUCUACACGAAUGACAUCGAUGACGAAGAAUUGGACAGUUACAUUCUUUCGGAGAAAGAAUCGCAAUCUAAAUCUGCUCUUUGGAACAAAGUGAAUGCUGAUUAUCUCGUUCAGCAAAAGGAAAAAGAAGAGAAGCGUCUAAAGGAGAAAGAAGAAGGUAAGCCUGAGAAAAAAAGAAGACGAACAACUUCCAGGAAGAAUAAAAUGCCCGCAAAUACUGCCGGUGAAGCAAUUGAAAAAAUGUUGCAAGAAAAAAAGAUAUCCUCGAAGAUUAAUUACGAAGUAUUGAAAAGUCUGAACAAUCAACAACAAAACACUCAAGAACUAUCUACCACGAAUACAUCGGAAUUAGACGACGUGACAAAUAUUAACAAGCUGGCAACCAAUUCUACAUCGACAUCUGUGGAAAUUUCACUAACGAGAAAGUAUUGUUCCAUUAAGCCAAAUACUCAGCAAUCGAAAAAAAUGGAUAAAAGACUAACAAAAGAGGAUGAAAAAUGUAUGGAAAAAGAAAUUAAUUCGAUGGAAACGGAUGCACCUAUAGUGGACACGUCUGAAAUUGUCUACGACAAUGACGACUAUCUCGAUGAAGAAGAACCUGACACUGCAGAAAUGUCACUUGGGCAAAUGCUCGAAUCUCACGCGGCGUCCGAAGAUGAAUUUUGUGACGAUGGUUACGAAUAUGAAUAGAAAUCGGAGUUUAUAUAUACAUGUAUAACUUAUAAAUAACUUAAUUAUUUAUUAUUAUUAUCAUCAUCAUUAGAAAUUAAAGUCAAUAAUUAAAGUUAACAAUCUACUAGAUGUUUAACAAAAAGAUAGACAUUGCGUCAUACAAUUGAACGAGUGCAGUGCUCGAGCAUCAUUUCGACAUAAAAUUUCGAUUCUACCUAUAUCAUAGUUGUAUGGAAAACGCAAACGUAGAAAAGCACCUGAUUGUCGACUGACAAUCAGUAUCAUACCGUUUCAACCUUGAACGGUAUUUUUUGUCGAAAUGUAUUUUACAAUUCAAAACAUGAUUCACAUGUCGAUUUUACUUUUUUGCAACGACAGUUAUACGAAUCGAUAACGACUAUUAUGUUAGCUGUGCGAAUGCCACAAUAUAUAUAACACUCUUCAGUUGCGAAUGAUGUCUAACAAGGAUUGUAACAUUCCUUAACAUUUUAUUAUAAAUUAUUCAUUUCUUCUUUCUCUCUAUGUGUUCCUACUCCAAUGCAACGCCAUUAUUUAUGUAUAUAUAUAUAUAUAUAUAUUAAUUAUAUACAUUAAUAAUUAA